Molecule: messenger RNA, 2894 nt
Organism: Homarus americanus (American lobster)
Lineage: Eukaryota; Metazoa; Arthropoda; Malacostraca; Decapoda; Nephropidae
Exons: 5
Coding region: 420-1097 (225 amino acids)
Source: RefSeq, a predicted model, not a curated record
CUUAGGGCAGCCUCCCUCAGCUUUUAUAAAUUCAGUCGCCACUGGAACACGAGAAGGGAAGGACGUGCGCCGAGCAGCUCCUACACCCAACUACUGCUACACAAACUUGCAUUACGUAUUUCAACAACACAUUUCACUACGCUGGAUAUACGUAAAUAAGAUCUAAUCAAUUAUACUAUAUCUCUUAAUUAUGUCAUCGAAAAAAGUGAUUAAGCAAUAUUAAACGACUAAGACACUAAUUAAAACUUAUUCUGACGACAACAAACUGAAUCAAGUAACGAAUAGAAAAAAAAUUCACACUACGGAACUUGUCUCUCGGUGCCUGCAGUAAACAAACACAGUACAGCGGCCGGUGAGAGUGUGUUGAGACAGUGACAUGACCCAAGUGUGUUCUACCCACCUCACCUCACUCACCUAACAUGUCCACACUUCUCUUCUUCGCUUGUAUUAUAGGAUGGUCGUCGGGGAUAACUCAGUGCCCCAACAAGACAGAACUGGACGCCUGCCUGGCCAAGAUAGUGCCUCAUAUGCCCAAAACCGGCUUUCCCGACCAACCAAAACAACUGGCCAACACGUGCAGAACGUUCAAGGGUGGGAUGCGGUGUGUGGACGGGUACACCGCUCAGUGUAUGUCCCAAGUAGAGCGGGCUGGUCUGGAGGAAAACCUGAAGGGCGCGCGCUACACCCUAGCUUUCCUCUGUGACGACCCUAUCUUCCAGCGAGAGUACCUGUCACAUGGCGAGUGCAUCAAGGAGGUACGGGAAGACUGGGACCGCUGCCACAACCACUUCAAGCACCUAGUGGGCCUUCAACACACCCACGCCAAUCUCACCCAAGCCCAGCGUGACCACAACAUUUGCUGUAUUCGUGAGGGAUUCCUAAACUGCGUGUACGGGAUGAGUUACCUUAAGUGUGGAAAAUUAGAGGCGGUAUUCCUGAAGAAGAUGACGGCGACGCUCUCCUACAGCGACGUGCACCAAGAGAAGUGUCGGAACGUGACCCGGCGAGUGUGUUCUUCCUCCCCGCCUUCCCUUCCUCCCUGCUCCUCAGCUCUACAUAGCCUCGUGUUGCUUUUAUUGUUUAUCUCGUCUCGUUGAGCAUUUGAAAUUAUAAUCUAAAUACAGUGCACGUGUCUCUCUCUCUUUUCCGAGACUUUCAGUACUAUAUAGUUUUGUUGAUGUUUAUUGUGUAGGAUGAAACGCUCACGAUACAGUAAAUCUUUCGGUAAUUUUGUUGUGGUUUAUAGAAUAAGAUAGAACACUACAACAAACUUAGAUUAUCUUAUACAACAUCUCCGUUUUAGCUCCGCCACUUUUAUAUCUUAUGAGUUUUGACGGGAUCUUCACUACUGUUUAUUUUACUGCAAAGAAUACAAAAACGGUGUGAUGCAAAACCCGAAUAUGUAAACGAAUUAUGAAGCAAAUCACAGGAACAAACCAAACCCCCAAAUUGAAUAUUAUAAAGAAAUAUAAACACUAAUAAUGUGUUAUUUCAUACCUAGUCGCCAUCUAAUAGUCUUAUCUGAACAAAUUUCAUUCAUUCGUUGGAAAAGGUCUCAGUAAGCCAACGACACGAACCAAAUUUCUAUAUCGUCAAUAAUAGGAAUAUUUGUAAACAACGCAUCCUGCCUUUUCCCAUUUUCAAGUUUUCAUGUAACUACGCUGGUAAGAUGACGUGAAAAAAAUACAAUUACCAAUACAUAUACUGUACUGUUAAUUUUUACAGAUAUUAACAUCUAAUUUAACCUAACGAUCGCGAAUUAAUUCCAUGUACGAUAAGUUGUUUUGUGUCGCCUGGAAAAAAAGUGAUGUUCCUAUACAAGGUAACUCUUUUAAUAUUGGACAUUUGAAUCAUGUUCAAUCGCGUGUUCUAAAAUAUACAAGACACUACACAGUACAUCCUCUAUUAAAUGCACUAUACCUGCAAGUUAAUAACAAAAUCGGUUUAGUACCUCAAAGGAAGCAAAGCCAACAUCAAAAUCCACCCAACAAUUUCCUAAUUUGAACACCACUGACGGAAUAAGAUGCACCAUUACCUUAUCACUGGUAAACGUUCACUUCAGCUCUGCUACUUUUGACUUAUUAUAGGCAGAGAUCUUGUUUAUUUUACGAUAUAGAUUUUAAUACCGUUAGGAACAAAGGAAUAAGGGGUUACCAUCAUACAUAACCUAAGAUCGUUAAGUUAGGUUAGGUAACGUGAGGCCAAGCUAUAGUUUAAGUUAGGUCACGUUAGGCUAGGUGGGUUAGUUUGGUUUGGAUGGUUUCUGUCGUAUGCUGCUUACAAGUUUUAUCCUUGCAACAUUACCGGAUUUGUUUUGUGUGCAUAGUGAGUGAAAGCAGAUCCCGUAGGCGUGACGGUCCGUUAUAAGUGCAGAUACAAUAUAUUUGCAAACUUAGCAUUUUUGAGGAAUAAAGGGAUGCACUGCGGCCAGAACAACGCCUCGACCGUGUUUCCGGGUCCAACUCACAGAUAGAUUCACUGGAAUGUUAGACACGAACCAGCCACCCUAAAGACAGCCGCCGCAUCCUGCCACACAAGUUACAUCAGUCAAGUUCCCACCAAAACAUAAGUAUACAAUGGUAGAACUAAACAGCACAACACCACAUUUAUAACUAACAAGGAAUAAACUUACCUCAUCUCUUCGACGAGCACCAACAUGAAUAUGGUAGACUGUUUACUGGGUUGGAUAAAGCCGUGUACCGUAAUCUGCUUCUCUCAAUAUAUUCAUGAGAGCUUUCAUCUUCUCCCGUGUGUGUGGUGGAAGCUGCAAAGGAUAGAGAUAUGAGCAUCAUCGCUAAUAAUAAAGGGCACAAGGCCUCGGGAGCUUAGCCGGCGAUUGUAUUUGUGUUUAUGGUCUCACAAUGUAAUUUUAAGUCUUGUGGUACAGAUGUAUU